AUGGUGUCUGCUAAAAUUAUAACAAUUUUAGUGUUUAUUACAGCCAAUGCGAUUUAUUCGGGAGCUUUUCCAUAUGAUUUACCGGAUUCAGGAUUUGAUACUAUGAAUGACUGGUCACCACCCGAAUUACCGGAUUCAGGAUUUGAUAAUAUGAAUGACUGGUCACCACCAGAGUUACCGGAUUCAGGAUUUCAAGAUAUGAAUGAUUGGUCACCAGGAAUACCAGAUUCAGGAUUUCAAAAUAUGAAUGACUGGUCACCAGAUAGUCCUGCCUUCAAUCAAGAUAACUAUUCACCCAAUUAUCCUCCAUCCAUUUAUCCUCAACCCAUUUACCCUCAACCAAUUAAUCCUCAACCAAUUUAUCCUCAACCAAUUUAUCCUCCAAACAGCAAUCAAGGUUAUCAAAAUUCCUACAACCCAGCUUUUUCGGGUGGGUAUCCUCAAAUUCAAUAUUAUGCUCAUGACACUGGACCGAUAACAACCGUUAGAGAGUACAAUGAUCCUAUAUCAGCACCAGGUUAUAGAAAAUCAUAUCUUGGUGGUAUUGUAAACUUGGAAGUUGGUCCUAGUAAUGGGAGGAGAACAGGCAAGGAAACGAGGACUGUGCGACGUAAGGAAUGGGGGUCAAGGAGAUUUUUUCGUUAA
Cotesia congregata is the source of this 645-nucleotide messenger RNA. NCBI's taxonomy places the organism in Eukaryota, Metazoa, Arthropoda, Insecta, Hymenoptera, Braconidae. The record is from the annotation of a GenBank genome assembly.